Molecule: messenger RNA, 3140 nt
Organism: Misgurnus anguillicaudatus (oriental weatherfish)
Lineage: Eukaryota; Metazoa; Chordata; Actinopteri; Cypriniformes; Cobitidae
Source: RefSeq, a predicted model, not a curated record
CAGUUCUUGCAGCGCCGCUUGAAUUCAAAUAAGCUUACUGUCUUUGUCCAGCUGAACACAAUGGAAGAUAUUUGUAAUCAAACUAGAAGAAAUAUGAGGACAAAAAUACUAUGGAAGUCUAUAGUACUCCAAAACUGUUUGGUUACAAGACAUUUAUAGAGGUUUGGAACUUAAGGAUGAAAAAGCGAGUUGAUAAAUCUGCGAAAAAGGAAGCAGACAAGGUGGAUUCUGGGACUGAGAAAGAACCACAAAAGACUGCAGAUGACUACCAUUGUUCAGGAAAUCUUGAAGUUGACCUUCCUAUGCUGUGUAAACUGACGGGUGUGAGAGAAGUCCCUAUUAUUAAGAUAAGGCAGCAAGAGCCACCAUCAGAGAGUGGAAUUAUGGCAGAAAGCCAAAUGUCAACGUGGUCCCCUAAGCCCUGUCUACAGAUCGAGCUUGAAAAUGAAGACGUAAAGGAGGUAAAGAUAUCGGGAUGGAGGGUGGAUGAGAAGAUGCUUCAGGUGCUGAGCAAAAUAUUUCCUUCGCUCGAUAGCUUACAGAGCCUACACAUGUGGCGCACAGGCUUGACAGAUUACACCUUCACCUUACUGAGAAACACCAUCGCUCUGUGUUCAAAUCUCAGGAAAGUGGUUUUGGAAGGUAAUUCACUCCUGGAGCAGAGUUACCACUUAAUCAUUGGGGAGGGCAGCAUGUUGUCUUAUUUAUCACUGCGGAACAAUCAUAUAGGAGAGGAGGGAGCUCGUCUGAUUGGUUCAGCUCUUUCAACUGUACAUUCGUCCAACAAGACCCUCCUGUCACUCAACUUGGCCUUUAAUAACAUUGGGGAUGCAGGUGCCAUUUAUAUCGCUCAGGGUCUGCGUUUUAAUCGUUCCUUGAGGUGUCUGUCAUUAUCCUACAAUCAUAUAGGUGAUAAGGGGGCGGCUCAUCUAGCUGAGGUGCUCAGUACCUUUGCUUUGACACAUGAAGAGAUCGUAGAGAGGAGGAGAUUGAUAAUGAAGCGUGAGGAAUCGACGCUGGUCCAGCCGUCUCAGGUCAGUCUCACUGACAGCACAUCUCUUUCAGUCCACAGCAGCUCAUCACUGGACCAUAACCUCAACAAGGGUGUCAAAAAGAAGGACAACUUUAAGAAAGAGGAGAAACCGGCACAUGGUCAAACAGCAAAGAAAGAAGAGCCAAAGCUGGCAAAAAAAGACAACAAAGUGGCCCGUAGUCAGGUUGGGAAGAUGGGCGGCAAAGAUAAGAAUCUGACAGCGCCUGAGCCAGAGACAUUAGUACAUGAGACAGCGGAGGCGAGUGAAACAGUGAUCCCACUUCUGGAUACUGAAAUUGUGCACAGUGGAGGGAAAGUCCUUCAUCCAGGAAACCACUACCUGGACUAUCUUAAUCUCUCGGGAAAUGAACUGACAGAGGAAGCACUAAAGCUCUUCCUCUCAUCUUUGGAGAGCCAAGGUGAUGGAGGCCUUCGACGUCUCUCUCUCAAUAGGAAUCACUUCUCCCCAGACUGUGAAACUUUCCUGAAGAUACAAGAAAUGAUGUCUCUUAAGGACCCUUCAUACACAAUAAGCUCUGGUCAGGUGAAGGAUGAAGAGCAGGUUGAAGCACAGAGCAAUGGAUAGGUGGAUAGAUAAAUAGAAAACCAAUCAGCCUCAAUCUAACUCCUCUCAAGGUUGCAUCAUUUGAUAAACUUGCCAGUUUUCAUGUUCAUAUUUAUCUUUUAGCCAUGUUGUAUUUUCAAGCUUAUAGUCAAACUUGAAACACACUUGAAGACAUUGUUUUUUAUGUUAAUGUCUGUUUAAAUGCUCUAAAAUGUUUUUGUAGACAAAUGUAAAAUUGUAAUAAUACAGUGAGGAAAAUAAGUAUUUGAACACCCUGCUAUUUUGCAAGUUCUCCCACUUAGAAAUCAUGGAGGGGUCUGAAAUGGUCAUCAUAGGUGCAUGUCCACUGUGAGAGACAUAAUCUAAAAAAAAAUCCAGUAAUCACAAUGUAUGUUUUUUUUAACUAUUUAUUUGUAUGAUACAGCUGCAAAUAAGUAUUUGAACACCUGAGAAAAUCAAUGUUAAUAUUUGGUACAGUAGCCUUUGUUUGCAAUUACAGAGGUCAAACGUUUCCUGUAGUUUUUUUUACCAGGUUUGCACACACUGCAGGAGGGAUUUUGGCCCACUCCUCCACAGAGCCACUCCUUGGUUAUCCUGGCUGUGUGCUUCGGGUCAUUGUCAUGUUGGAAGACCCAGCCUUGACCCAUCUUCAAUGCUCUAACUGGAGGUUGUUCCCCAAAAUAUCGCAAUACAUGGCGCCGGUCAUCCUCUCCUUAAUACAGUGCAGUCGCCCUGUCCCAUCUGCAGAAAAACACCCCCAAAGCAUGAUGAUACCACCCCCAUGAUUCACAGUAGGGAUGGUGUUCUUGGGAUGGUACUCAUCAUUCUUCUUCCUCCAAACACGUUUAGUUGAAUUAUGACCAAAACGUUCUAUUUUGGUCUCAUCUGACCACAUGACUUUCUCCCAUGACUCCUCUGGAUCAUCCAAAUGGUCAUUGGGUUUAAUACGGUCCUGGACAUGUGCUGGUUUAAGCAGGGGAACCUUCCGUGCCAUGCAUGAUUUCAAACCAUGACGUCUUAGUGUAUUACCAACAGUAACCUUGGAAACGGUGGUCCCAGCUCUUUUCAGGUCAUUGACCAGCUCCUCCCAUGUAGUUUUGGGCUGAUUUUUCACCUUUCGAUCAUUAAGACCCCACGAGGUGAGAUCUUGCAUGGAGCCCCAGUCCGAGAGAGAUUGACAGCCAUGUUUAGCUUCUUCCAUUUUCUAAUGAUUGCUCCAACAGUGGACCUUUUUUCACCAAGCUGCUUGGCAAUUUCCCCAUAGCCCUUUCCAGCCUUGUGGAGGUGUACAAUUUUGUCUCUAGUGUGUUUGGACAGCUCUUUGGUCUUGGCCAUGUUAGUAGUUGGAUUCUUACUGAUUGUAUCGAGGUGGACAGGUGUCUUUGUGCAUCUAAUUUAGGAUAAUAAAUGGAGUGGACGUGGACAUUUUAAAGGCAGACUAACAGGUCUUUGAGGGUUAGAAUUCUAGCUGAUAUACAGAUGUUCAAAUACUUAUUUGCAGCUGUAUCAUUCAAAUAAAUACUUAAAAAAUCAUAUAUUGUG